AUGAAAAUCCAAGAAGCCAUCCUAGGAUGGGCAUAUUCCACCUUCUGUAUGAUUUCAUACACUGCAGCUUUCUCUCAUGGUGCAAGCCUUGUGGCUUGUGUUGAUAUGAAGCCUAGACACAUCAGAGCCCAACUUCAGAAUCCAAGGAACAGUUAUGUUACCAUCUAUACCAACGUGUCCUCUUACUCUCCCGGUGACAAAGUACCAGUGACCGUGAGGAGCCGUGGGGACUUCAUGGGAUUCCUUCUCCAGGCUCGCAGAGUUUCUGAUGACCAAAUUGCCGGCACCUUCGUUUCCAUCCCUUCUGGGUCCAAAUUGAUGUCCUGCUUUGAAGGAGCCAAUACGGUGACCCACUUGGACAAAUCCCCAAAGAGAAAUCUGUCCUUUGUGUGGAAGGCACCACAGCAACCCACUGGGGACAUCAAGUUCUUUUUAUCAGUAGUCCAGUCAUAUUUCAUUUACUGGGAAAGGAUUGAAUCAACCAUCGUGUCUCAGCAGACACAAAACAGAACACUUUCUGAUGGCAACAUGGAGCCAGCUGCAAGCCUGUGGAAACCAAAUGGCCUAGAAGUCACAACCACAGUUCCUAGUAUCACUCUUGCCCAGCAUACCCAGCCAGUGGCAUUUGCUGUUGUCAGCCUGGCUGGUACAUCAGUGACAGACAGCUUGGAGUCUGCUCUCGUGACCACGGAGACUCCUGGAGAUGAGGAGCAUCUUCUGAAUCCUUCUCCUCUUGGUGACAUGGCGGCAGGAGCCAGAGGCAGUGACCAGGGAGGGCAGCCUGACCAGGAUGGCCCCCACCCAGACAGGGACCAGACUUCAGAGCCAUCCCUGGCUGUCCCAGUAUUGGAGAACUUCCCAUUCCAGGAUGACGGCUCCAGUCGCAACCCACCCAAUCGGACUCGCGGUGACUCCGAGCCGCCCUGCCCGCGCUGCGAGGAGGGGGAGCAGGUAAGAGCCCCGCGCCGUCCCGGAGGUCGGACCAAUGGGCCCAUGAAAUACGCGUGCCCCGGGCUUGCUGUCCCUUACCGGGGGCGCCGAGAACACGGGGCACAGUGUUCUCGCUCACGUCUAUCACAAGCUGCAGGGAGACGGAAUGGUCCCCUUGCUCGGGCCCGGCACCCAGAGUCAGCUAAAAGCUUCCAGGCGGCUCGGAACCCGCCACGGUUGUGGGGGAGGCUCUUAGAGGCCCCAGCUUGGGCCUGCUCCCGACCUCCGGAGCCUCGGCGGGGACCCCUCCAUAGCCACUCGGCGCAGACCCACGGAGAGCCGGGCGGGCCCGCGGAAAAUGGCGCAGGGAGCCUCCGGGGCGCGCUGACUCUGCCUCUCUCUUCCUUGCCGCUGCUCCUGAAGGAGAGGCCCGAGGCUUCCGGGCCGCCUCAGACCGGGCCUCCCGGAGCCCCCCCGACCGCGCGCCUCUCCUCCUCGCGGCCCGGCGGGGCGCCCCCCGACUCCCGCGGAGGCGCUGAAGCCCCCGCGGCCUGGGAGCGGCCGGCGCCGAGGCUCUCGGGGCUUCCCGAGGCCCAAGGCGGGGCUGGGGAGCGCGGCGCCCGGCGGGCCGAGGCGGGGCGGGAGCCUGGCGGGCCCGGCCUGCGGAGCGCCCGGCGGGGCGUCCUGCUCUGCCUUUCGGCCACCCUCGGGCUGGCUCUGGCCGCCGGCCUGCGGCGCCUCCGGGCCCGGCCCUGCCGCCGCCGGGGGACCCGGGGGUCUCUGCCGGAGCCCGACGUCCCCGCCGAGAGAGACGGGGAGAGACACUGCGCUUGCAGAGGGUCCGGGAGCGCAGCGUCGGGGCUAGUCAGGCCGAGUACAACUGGACCGCCCCCCGCGGGGGCUCGGAGAGCCGCGGCCUGAACCCGCGACCCCCCCCUCGGCCCGGGGGGCUUCUAGUUCUGGCCCCGCCCCCCAAGUGCCGCCCACCAGCGCAGGGAACCGGGCAGCGUUCCUGAGGGAGGGUUGGGUGCCGAGAAAUGGCCGCCCGGCGGAACACGCGGGCCCAGCGUCGCCAGCAGAGGGGCUUCCUUCAGAUACUUGUCUGCUUCCCGCCUGUGAUUUACCCCCCCUCCCCCUGCAAUUAGAUGGCUCUGUUUGAAGAAUUAAACCCAACGCGAUGAAUAUUGUAUGACCUGCUCAUUAACCGGGCUCCUGCGAGCGCCCAGCGGCGAUACAAGCGCUCCCUCUCCGGUGUCACAGCCGUUCCUCUCUGCUCUCCGGAACCAGGCCCGGGGGGCCCGGGGGGCCCGGGGCUGUGUGUCUCUGUCAGGAAAAGGCGCUGACCUCCGCACUGCGGCCUUGGCUCUGGUGCCCCUUUCCUGGGAGUCCGCCCCUCACCCCGCCAGACACCCGGCCGGCAGUUAGUGGUCUUUAAUGGUGGAGCACGGACGCGUGACCUUCUCCUUGCAGACACAGGCCCGGCCGGGCAGCCUCGGCCGUCCCAACACGACACACCUGGGAGCCUCCGGGGCCUGUUAGGGGAUGAGCCAGAGUCCUCGCCCCGCGAGAAGGGGCUCCCCCGGCCCGGCCCGGGGCUCGUCUCUCCGGCC
Molecule: messenger RNA, 2540 nt
Organism: Sarcophilus harrisii (Tasmanian devil)
Lineage: Eukaryota; Metazoa; Chordata; Mammalia; Dasyuromorphia; Dasyuridae
Gene: REELD1
Product: reeler domain containing 1
Exons: 7
Coding region: 1-1851 (616 amino acids)
Molecular function (GO): oxidoreductase activity, acting on metal ions
Source: RefSeq, a predicted model, not a curated record